CACUUACAAAAGCUCAAAAUCUCUCUGCUGAGUUCAUUAAGGAUGGCUAUGAGUAUAGAGAUGCCAUGAAUUGCACACGGGGAAACUUUUCUUGCCCUGACACUUUACUUGAUGUUCAGUGAUGAUCAAGUGAUGAUCACUUGAUGUAAUCAGGCAACACCAAGAAGACACUUUUGGGGCCAAAAACUGACUGCAAAGUUAUGAGAGCAUCAACCUCCCGGUUAAGUUUUUCCUCAAGGGACCCUUUAUGGAACCGGAUGCCGGAUCAAAUAUCGGUGUCCGAGUUUCUCUCGGAGACGACGGAGGACUACAACUCCCCCACGACGUCCAGCUUCACGACCCGCCUCCAGAGCUGCAGGAACAGCGUCAGUGUGCUAGAGGAGGCUUUGGAUCAGGACAGGACUUCACUGCAGAAAGUUAAGAAGUCUGUCAAAGCCAUCUACAGUUCUGGCCAAGAACAUCUUCAAAAUGAGGAGAUGUAUGCUCAGGCACUGGACAAGUUUGGCAGUAACUUCAUGAGCCGAGACAACCAAGACCUGGGAACGGCCUUUGUAAAGUUCUCCACUCUGACAAAGGAGCUCUCAUCCCUGCUCAAAAACCUGCUCCAGAACCUGAAUCAUAAUGUGAUCUUCACACUGGACUCUCUGCUGAAAGGAGACCUAAAAGGCGUAAAGGGGGACCUGAAAAAACCAUUUGACAAAGCCUGGAAGGACUAUGAAACAAAGUUUACAAAGAUAGAAAAGGAAAAACGAGAGCAUGCCAAGCAACAUGGGAUGAUUCGAACAGAGAUUACGGGUGCUGAAAUUGCAGAAGAAAUGGAGAAGGAGAGACGGCUUUUCCAGCUUCAGAUGUGUGAGUACCUGAUCAAGGUGAAUGAGAUUAAGACCAAAAAGGGUGUGGACCUUCUCCAGAACCUGAUAAAGUAUUACCAUGCACAGUGCAAUUUUUUCCAGGAUGGCUUGAAGACAGCUGAUAAGCUCAAGCAGUACAUUGAGAAGCUAGCUGCUGAUCUUUACAAUAUAAAGCAAACUCAGGAUGAGGAAAAAAAGCAGCUCACAGCAUUGAGGGAUCUCAUCAAGUCCUCCUUGCAGUUAGAGCAGAAGGAGGACUCUCAGAGCAAGCAGGGAGGUUACAGCAUGCACCAACUGCAGGGUAACAAAGAAUUUGGCAGUGAGAAGAGAGGAUAUCUGCUGAAGAAGAGUGAUGGGCUGCGAAAGGUAUGGCAAAGAAGGAAGUGCUCAGUGAAAGGAGGAAUUCUCACUAUUUCUCAUGCCACGUCCAACAGGCAACCAGUCAAACUGAACCUGCUCACAUGUCAGGUCAAGCCAAGCACUGAAGACCGCAAGUGUUUUGAUCUCAUUUCUCAUAAUCGAACAUAUCACUUUCAGGCUGAAGACGAACAGGAGUUUGUAAUCUGGAUUUCAGUGCUAACUAAUAGUAAAGAAGAGGCACUGAACAUGGCAUUCCGAGGAGAGCAGACAGCAGGAGAAGAUGGUCUGGAGGAUCUGACUAAAGCCAUCAUUGAGGAUGUUCUGCGCAUCCCUGGCAAUGAAGUUUGCUGUGACUGUGGGGCUGCAGAUCCAAAAUGGUUGUCAACUAACCUUGGCAUCUUGACAUGUAUCGAGUGUUCAGGCAUUCACAGGGAGAUGGGAGUACACAUAUCUCGCAUUCAGUCAAUGGAACUGGACAAAUUGGGAACCUCAGAACUCUUGCUGGCCAAGAAUGUUGGGAACAGUAAUUUUAAUGAGAUUAUGGAAGGAAAUCUUCCCUGUCUCUCUCCAAAGCCUAGUCCAUCUAGUGAUAUGACAAUUCGCAAGGAGUUUAUAAAUGCCAAAUAUGUGGAUCAUAAAUUUGCAAGGAAGAUGUGCAGCUCUGCAGUGGUGAAGCUGAGCGAUCUGUAUGAUGCAGUCAGAUCACGUGACCUGCUUGCUCUCAUCCAAGUAUAUGCUGAAGGGGUGGAACUUACAGAGCCGCUUCCCGACGGAGGACAGGAGGGUGGAGAGACAGCACUGCACUACGCCGUGAGGACUGCUGACCAUUCAUCACUGCACCUGGUCGACUUUUUGGUUCAGAACAGUGGAAAUCUGGAUAAACAGACUGAAAGAGGAAACACAGCCCUGCACUACUGCUGCAUCUACGAAAGACAUGAAUGCCUCAAAUUACUCCUGAGAGGCAAACCUGCUACAGACAUCACCAAUCACAAUGGAGAAACGGCACUGGAUAUUGCCAGGCAGAUGAGGAUCGACCAGUCUGCAGAGGCAUUGAUGCAAGCUGCAGAAGGGAAGUUUAAUCCAAAGGUUCAUGUUGAAUAUGACUGGAAUCUUAGACUGGAGGAAAUGGAUGAGAGUGAUGAUGAUCUUGAUGACAAGCCAAGCCCGAUUAAGAAGGAUCGGAGACCACAGAGUUUCUGUCACUCAUCCAGCCUGUCUCCUCAUGAUAAGCUCUCCCUUCCUGGUUUCCCUGGCCAGCGUGACAAACCACGCCUCUCCUAUGGCAUGUUCACCAAUCAGGUGUACAGCAUUUCCACCGACUGUCCCUCCUCUCCUGUGAGUGAUGCACCACCUCUGCCACCUAGGAAUGCAGGAAAAGCUCCUACUCUGGCAUUCCUUGGUUCUCAUUCACACUAUGCUACUGUGACUAGCACUCGGCCAUACAUCACCCUGCCAUCGUCGUCAUCCUCCCCUCUCUCCCCUGGCUCCCAGAUCCUUGCUAACAGCAGCUCCACACUAUCCAAGAAGAGACCCCCACCCCCUCCCCCUGGCCACAAACGCACACUGUCAGACCCCCCUACCCCAAUCUCACACUCAUCUGUGUGUAAAGGAAGUGACUCUACACCUCCUCCAGUCAAUAAAAUGUCACCCAUAACAAACCGAUUUGAAGGCAUACAACAACAGAGCACAGCGUCGAGUACCACUAAAGCUACACUUGGCCCAAGGGUCCUUCCUACACUACCUCAGAAGUUUGUCCUGCGAAAAACAGAAACAAUUCACCAUCCAUCAGUGGACAAACCCAGCCAGCCUCCAGAGCCAUUGCUGUUCCAGAAGUCUCCUCCAGGGUCAGACACACCACAGAAAGUCCCUUUACCUGAUAAACCCCAGCCAGGGGACCUCCAUCCUAAACCUCAGACUUCAGAAUUACCACCUAAACCUGGAGAACUUCCCCCAAAACCUCAGCCAUUUGACCUGCCCCCCAAACCACAGCUGGGAGACCUACCACCCAAACCUCAACUCAAAGACCUUCCACCCAAACCACUACUUUCUGACCUCCCAAAUCCCAAACAAAUACUCACUGAACCUGCACACAAGCCUUCUGGAGAGGUGGUUCACAAACCUGAGCCCUAUGAAAUGGCAGUGACUAACCAACAAGCUGAACCAUUACCUGAGCUUACUCACUCCCCCGAAGACACCAAUGGGAGCCUGGCGUCUGGCCCAGAAACUCCAGUACCGCUUCCGAGGAAAAUCAGUACAGGUAAGAUUAAACUGCGGCGAGUGAAGACCAUAUAUGACUGUCAGGCAGAUAAUGAUGAUGAGCUCACAUUUGUAGAAGGCGAAGUUAUUGUGGUAACCGGCGAGGAGGAUCAAGAGUGGUGGAUUGGACAUAUAGAAGGACAGCCAGAGAGAAAAGGUGUUUUCCCCAUGUCCUUUGUCCAUAUCCUGUCUGACUGACACACAGCCUUCCCACUUUGCUCUUCUCCUAUGAAGAGGAACCUGUAAAUAGCUGUUGGAACCUCCACAGGACUUUUAAAACAAGAAAAUGAGCACCACAUAAACUGAAACCUCUUAUUAACUCCCUCCCCAACACAGAGGUGCAGUGUGAAUGAGUAUCUAGCUUCACCAGUGUUUCCAUUCCUGUUCAGCACAGCUGAAACUGCACCCAGCAUUUAGCCACAUCCUUCACUUCAGCUGUUUCUCAGUGCUUUUGUAUAUAACUGUACAUAAUGAUGUUGGCUGCACACAAAUAUACACAGGAGUUAGUGUUGUGUGUAAAUAUGCAAACCUGUUAGUGUGGCAAGAAGGUAAGAUGUGUAUACCUGUAUUCUGCCUGGCAGCUGUCCAGGGCCAGUACUGUACAGAUAGUGAUGUGUAAAGUAUUAAUGCAAAUUGAUCAUUGAUGGUAUUGAAUCAGAAAUGGCACACACAAUGAUGGGGGUGGGGUGUAGUGACCAUUGACAAUGUUUAUGCUUGCUUGUUUUUACCUCUACACUUGUUAACAUACCACUAUAGCUCUCCAGGGAUAAAAUCACAUUAGGAGUUCAGAUUAUUCCAUCUUGUUUUGCUUGUGAGACAGGAACCUGUUAGAUGCAUACACAUAUUGAAAUUAAAUCUCAUCAGGCCUUGUUUUAUGCAUCAACAGCCAAAGCCAGUAAUCUGGACUUUACCCUUCUUCUAUAAAGGCUCUUUUGCCCUUAGUCCACCCCCCCCCCCCAAAAAAAAAAAAAAACCCAAUGCCCUUCUGUCCCAUAAUCAGCUCACCCCAGCAAAACAGUGACCUUGUUAAGGCGACUAAUACUUAAAAGUAUUCUGUGUACACAAACCUUUUGGUUUACUUCACAGUAGUGUGGUUCUGAAGAAUUAUAAAACCUUUGGCAUUGGCCAUAAAUCAGGAAUCACAGUUGAUAAUUGGGUAUGACCUUGAUCUUGAGCAAUCUGCCACCAGGUCAGACUGUUAGCAAGGUACUCGGGUUAUUUCAAAUGAAAAACACCUAGAGCAAAACUACUUGCCCCUCAAAUCCAAUGACCAGUGAUUAAUGUUAAUGUAAUCUGUUUAAAAGACUAAAUAAAACUAAGCCUUCCAACUGAAAAGUAGUACAUGCUGCAGGCAUGUCAUCACUUUACCAGAAGAUUGCAUUAUUCUUUGCUAUAGGUCAUGCAUCUACAAGGGGGAUGUGGUAGGAGGGUGAGCAGCUCCAGAAUAACUCACCCUGAUCAACCAUAAAUGCUUUACAUUUAACACAAACCACUCAAGCACACAAAUGCACAAAAUCAAAUUUAUUUUGCAGUCUAGCAACAAUUCUUUUGUACAGUUACUUCGUUAUUCACAGCAUAAAUCUACCUUGGCCUUCUAAACUAAAAGCAGCAGUUUAACUGCAAGUCAACAUAAUUUGUGGAACAAUAAAAUGCAAACUUAAAUUCAACCUCUUAAGGUUUACAUACCAGACUGCUGGUAAACAAAGGAAUAAUAAAAGGUCUAAAUGAUCAACUCAUUUUAAUACUUGAA
This is a messenger RNA of Hemibagrus wyckioides, 5217 nucleotides long. RefSeq names its product ArfGAP with SH3 domain, ankyrin repeat and PH domain 1b (gene asap1b). The record is from RefSeq and is a predicted model, not a curated record. NCBI's taxonomy places the organism in Eukaryota, Metazoa, Chordata, Actinopteri, Siluriformes, Bagridae. Gene Ontology annotation, biological process: positive regulation of GTPase activity. The transcript has 31 exons. Gene Ontology annotation, cellular component: cytoplasm. Gene Ontology annotation, molecular function: GTPase activator activity; protein binding. The coding region runs from base 201 to 3665 and encodes 1154 amino acids.